GUAUCAUACAAUUGUUUUAUUUCAAUCUAGGUGUUAGUUGGAGGACUAUUGGGAGACUUCUCUCCUUGUGAAAGUCUGGAUAGUCCCUUGUUCGAUAUUAACAAGGAGAUACCUCCAGAUGAUAUGUUGCUAGAACUCUCCCCCUACCAAUUCUCUGGCAAAACUACAGAUAAAUCUGGAGACAAAUCCCUUGAUAACUCCGCCGACCAGUCUCCUGUAAAGAACCUCAAUAAGGAUUUAUUUUUGAACAGCAAUGUUCUACCGAGUAAAGAUGGAGAGAGGGAAGAAAACAAGGAGAAAAUGCUUCUUAAAAAUGUUAUCUGUCAAGAUACCCCCAAGAAAUCAGUCGUCAGAAGACCCUUGGGAAGUAAUAAUAAAUCAAAAGAAAACAUCGAGCCUGGAAUCUCGAAACCCCGGCAGCUUGUUCGGAAGCCCAGUAUCAGAAAAUUAUCUCCUCUUCUCUCAGAAAACAAUGGAAGAACUAAAUUGGAAAAGGUUGAUAGUUUCAAAACAAGGAAUCCUUCUCCAAAUCCUAAGAUUGAAGUGACAGAUAGUCAAGAACCCAAGGAAACUAAGAAGCAUGGAAUAAAAACUUCGUUGAAAAAAUCUACUCCAGUUUUACCACUGAGGCCCAAGGUUGGCUCUGUGGUUGAACCGAUCAGACCUUCCGCAAGGUUAAACUCAUCAAAAUUGAACACUCUAAAGCUGAACUCUUCUAAACUAAACCCUUCCAAACCUAACUCUUCCAAACUAAACUCUUCUAAACUAAACCCUUCCAAACCUAACUCUUCCAAACUAAAACCUUCUAAACUAAACUCGUCAAGUCUGAACUCUUCAAACAUUGCAUCAAACACUAAAUCCCAAGUUAAAACAGGAGCCUUUAUGCCUGCUGUGAAAAGAACUUUACCCGUCAAAGGGUUAACUCUAAACACCAGUGCUGGCUUCACAAAGUCAAAAAUCAAGGUUGAAGUCACCGGAGUAAAGUCAGUAUCAGAAGAGAAACCAAUCAAUAGCUGUAUGCCAGCCCCUAGGCCUAAGCUACAUCGGCAAGGAAGCAGUCUGGCUAGACCAGUUAUGUCUGGAUCUCUUCAAUCAACUCCUAGCAGAAGAUUUGGUCAAGGACUUUCAAGCACUCCAAGUACCAGGUUACCUGCUACUCCUAAUUCAAGAAUACCUCCACCAUCUACUGCUGGAGUAUCAAGCACUCCAGGUUCAAGAUUACUAGCUCCCUCAGGUUUAGCAACUCCGAGGAGAUCUUUGGCAACUCCUGCAGGGGUCGGAUCAUCUAGGUUUCAAUACGCAGCUCCCUCACCGAUGAUUCCUGUUGGGUUGGUUAGCUCUACACCGGCGAUUCCGAACCCAAGGAGUACUGCAUUUGGUCUUCCUAGUCCAAUAGGGGUUAAAAGAAGGGGCAAUUAAAAAACUUACUCGUUUCUGCAAUUGACACUUGAUAAUGUAUCUAAAUAUUGUAGUAAUUAUUGAUUAACUAUGUUUACUGUGAUUUGGGAUAGUGUGUUUAUUUAUAAAAAUAAGCUUUUAUUGAAGAAAUAAUUGAUCAUAUUUAAUUUGGGUUUUUAUAUUAUAGAAAAA
Molecule: messenger RNA, 1590 nt
Organism: Eurytemora carolleeae
Lineage: Eukaryota; Metazoa; Arthropoda; Copepoda; Calanoida; Temoridae
Product: mucin-7
Exons: 9
Coding region: 124-1419 (431 amino acids)
Source: RefSeq, a predicted model, not a curated record